Molecule: messenger RNA, 1249 nt
Organism: Trichomycterus rosablanca
Lineage: Eukaryota; Metazoa; Chordata; Actinopteri; Siluriformes; Trichomycteridae
Gene: id4
Product: inhibitor of DNA binding 4
Exons: 3
Coding region: 316-651 (111 amino acids)
Biological process (GO): circadian regulation of gene expression; cell differentiation; negative regulation of transcription by RNA polymerase II
Cellular component (GO): nucleus; cytoplasm
Molecular function (GO): protein dimerization activity; transcription regulator activity
Source: RefSeq, a predicted model, not a curated record
UGUGUAUGUGUGUGUGUGUGUGUUGUGUGUGUGUGUGCGCGCGCGUUUGCUCGCGGGCACAGUGCCCUGAAAGCCCCGCCCCCUUUUCCCCGUUCCUCUAUAUAAGGUGUGGUUCGGUGGGCGCUGCGCUCCAGACUCUGCGCGCUGACCGGAUGGAGUGAUCUGAUGGUGAUGAAGAUGAUGAUGAAGAUGAUGAAGAUGGUGGAAGCUGAAUAAGAAUUUUCCUCCACACUAAAACCUCUUCAAAUCCUCGUGAUAACCGCGUGCGUGUGUGUGUGCGUGUCCGUGGACCUUCCCUUUAACUCCAGGCUGAAAAUGAAAGCCACCAGCCCGGCGCGCUCUCGGAAGGACGCGUGUGGUGUGUGCGCGGACGCGUCGGAGGGUUCGAACCCGAGCUGCGUGCAGCUGGACAUGAACGACUGCUACAGCCGCCUGAAGCGCCUGGUCCCGACCAUACCGCAGAACCGACGCGUGAGCCGCGUUGAGAUCCUGCAGCACGUUAUCGACUACAUCCUGGACCUGCAGCUGGAGCUCAGCGAGCGCACCGACACAGCGGCGUGGCCAAGGAUCCGCACCCCGCUGUCCGCCCUCAACACGGAACAGGGGACACCGGUCAUCAAUAAGCAGGAGGACUCGAUUCUGUGUCGCUGAGAUAUAGCCAAAAGCAGAGGUGUGCAGCGCCCGUCCCGUGCCAAGCCGAGCCCCGGCGGCCGAGCCGACACCCACCAGAACCCAGUGAGGGAUUGCUCAGACAACUAACGGCAUCUAAACGCUCAUUUAUUAGCAUCUCAGUGUUAGCAAUGGUGGCGGAGUGAGCCGGAUUUCUCUCCCACCGGUGAAGGGAAUGCAGAAUUUGGACAGAUGACCUCUCUUUUUGUCCCCCCCCCCUCUCCCUGUCUCAUUUUCUUUCACUCUCAGUGGUUCGAUUUAUUCGAAAGCUGGAACCCUCACGCCGUAAAGCUUCAUGAUGUCUGCUGUUAAAAAUAGAUGCUUCGAUCCGGACAGAGAUUCUCUCUGCGACUGUUUGAUACUGUAAAUAAAAUUCAUCCUGACCUGAUACUGUACAUAAAGAAAAAAUGAAUGAAUGUUCUAAACUGUACGUUGAAAUAUCUAUACGCUGGAGCGGCUGUAAUUAUAAGAUAUUUUUAUUAAAAAAAGGAAAGCUUUUGUUUUGUAUAUAUUGUGUUUUUCCAUAAGUGUAGUGAAAUAAAACAUAAAUGUUCUGCUAAUAAAGUUCACACGUCAUGAA